Molecule: messenger RNA, 1265 nt
Organism: Capsicum annuum
Lineage: Eukaryota; Viridiplantae; Streptophyta; Magnoliopsida; Solanales; Solanaceae
Product: zinc finger protein ZAT1-like
Exons: 1
Coding region: 287-1153 (288 amino acids)
Biological process (GO): regulation of DNA-templated transcription
Source: RefSeq, a predicted model, not a curated record
UAAUAAGUAAAUUCAAAAUCCAUACAAUUUUAUCAUAGCAAUUUUGGAUCAAGAGUGUGUACUACCCCUCUCUCCAUUUGGUUGAGGAAUGCUUGUCACCUACUCAUCUUAAAACCCUCUAAAAGGUUCCCAUCCCACUCUACUUCUCUUCCUCAUCUCUCUCCCUUUUACUCUCCAUUUUGUAAAAGGGUCAGCUUAUUGGUACACUAAAACUCUCCCUAUUUUAAUGGCUAAUCUUUGAUUUGCUCUAUUUGUUUUUAUUUUUGUCUUUUUCUUUGAAUCUUGAAUGAGUUUGAGUAUGGAGAAGCAUAAAUGCAAGCUAUGUUCAAAGAAGUUUUUAAGUGGAAAAACUUUAGGUGGUCACGUGAGGUCUCAUUUAAUACCUCUACCACUUCCACCUAAGAGUACUCCACCGUUAAAUCAAGAUUCCGGCAGCCGGAGUGAGUCAACUCUAUCACUCUGUUCAUCGGAAAAUCAACAACAUUUGUUGGAACACAUGGAUUUUUACUAUGGGUUGAGAGAAAAUCCAAAGAAAAGUUUCAGAAUGAUAGAUCCUGAGUUUUAUGAAAGUGAAACUGAGUCGGAGAGAAACCCAUCAAAUAGGAAAAGAUUCAAAGGAAGUCCCAACAAGGAGAAAGCAGCUGAUUUUGUGUCAUUGAGUUUGUAUUCAGAUGAAAAGGACAUUGCUAUGUGCUUAAUGAUGCUUUCAAGAGAUGUAUGGAAAAAUUCAAAAUUGAACCAAUGUGAGAUUUGUCACAGAAUUUUCAAAACUUCUCAAGCUUUAGGUAGUCAUAGAACCAUUCACAAGAUCAAGAAUUGCAACAACUACGAACACGAGGCACGUAAAAAUUCAUCAAAGAGGAAACUAGCUAGUGUCAAGAAUGCUCAAAAACUGCAUGAAUGUCCAUUUUGUGGGAAAAAAUUUCAGUCAGGACAAGCACUAGGUGGGCAUAAAAGGUCACAUUUUGUUACUAUGAGUACAUCAACAACAGGUUCUUCUUCAUCAACAACAAAAUUUGGUGAUUAUAGUUUAAUGGAGUACUCAAAUUCAGCUGAUUUCCCAAAUGGAUACAUCGAUCUUAACAUGCCAGCACCAAUGGAAGACAAUGAUUUUAGCCAAGUGGAAUUUCAACAAGAACAAGAAUUUGCAUGAGGGGUUAAAUUAUCAUUUACUAGUAAUUUUUCAGUCUUUUUUUAUGUAAUUUUAGUGAUUUUUCUUGGAUGGGGUUUUGCUUAUUUGUAGAAAAUAGUAACAAUCUUUAGUC